GGGCAGUUUUCAACCAGCGAUUGAGUUGUGAGACUCUGCUGUAAAGCUCAUCACUCCCCCUAACUGGGAGGGGGCCAGAGACAAUUACUCAAUGCCGACAAAUCUUUCAAUCUGAUUUACACGCUGAAGCUAUGUUGCGCUCUGACUGUUUCAUCCUAACAUCAUUGGUGCCGACGUGGAUAACAAUAUCCCUAUACCAAAGAUGUUGUCAUCUAUCUGUGCCAAUACUCUCUACACUCGCCAGUUUUAGCCUUUGCCAGCACCAUCUUCAGAUUAGCCUUAACAUCGGUAGCCCUGCCCCCUGGUAAACAGUGUAUGAUCGCUGGAUGAUUUGACUUAAGUCUAAUACUGCGGGUAAUGGAGUCACUAAUGACUAGCGUUUUACAUUUUUCAGAGCUAAUGGUGGGAGGCUUCGGUGUCUCAGACCCUGUAACGGGAGGAGGAGAGACCAGAGAAGGUCUCCGAUCUGUUGCUCAAUGGGGAGUACCGGUUGUGAAAGUUUCUGUUGGCUGAAUGAGCUACACCGGUUGAGCAUUCCUACAGCAUUUCCUUCCAGAAGCCAUGAGAAAAUUGUCCGGACUGAUGUGGACGUGUAUCACGGACUUCUUCACCUACGAGACCACCAAGUCGGUGGUGGUGAAGAGCUGGACCAUCGGGAUCAUCAACCGCGUCGUACAGCUCCUCAUCAUCACCUACUUCAUCGGGUGGGUGUUUGUGCAUGAGAAGGCGUACCAGAUCAGAGACACGGCUAUAGAGUCGUCGGUCAUGACCAAAGUCAAAGGCUUUGGACUGUACAACAACCGAGUCAUGGACGUAGCUGAGUACGUCACCCCCUCUCAGGGGGCCUCUGUGUUCUGCAUCAUCACCAAACUCAUCACCACAGAGAACCAGGUGCAGGGAUACUGUCCCGAAAGUGAGAUGAAAUACAAGUGUACGCACGACAACAACUGCACUAAGUUCCUCAACAAGCCUGGGGGAAAUGGUCUUCCAACGGGCAGGUGUGUACGUUUCAACGACACCCUUAAUACCUGUGAGAUCAGAGGCUGGUGCCAGGCGGAGAUCGACUACAUCAAGACGCAUCCUAUGAUGGAGGUGGAGAACUUCACCAUCUUCAUCAAGAACAGCAUUCGUUUCCCCCUCUUCAACUUCACCAAGGGUAACUUCCUGCCAACCAUCACCCCUCAGUACAUCAAGGCGUGUAACUUUGACCAUGAGAACAACACCUACUGCCCCAUCUUCAGGGUGGGGGACGUCAUCCGCUAUGCACACCAGAACUUCACCACUCUGGCACAGAAGGGAGGGGUAAUAGGUAUAAAGAUCGGCUGGAUGUGUGACCUGGACCAGUCAGAGGAUGAGUGUAACCCCUCCUACUCCUUCACCCGGCUGGACGCCAUGUCAGAGAAGAACAGCGUCUCCCCCGGGUACAACUUCAGGUAUGCUAAGUACUACAAGAUGGACAACGGGACAGAUUACCGUACUCUGCUCAAGGCCUAUGCCAUCAGGUUUGAUGUGCUGGUCAAUGGAAAUGCAGGGAAGUUUAACAUGAUCCCGACUCUGAUCAACAUGGUAGCUGCAUUUACGUCAGUUGGAGUGGGCACUGUGCUUUGUGACAUCAUACUCUUGAACUUCCUGAAGGGAGCAGAGCAAUACAAGGCCAAGAAGUUUGAGGAGGUGUCACACACGCAGGUCGAGAACUCCUUAUCCAGCAAUGGGCUGUAUCGGAGUAGGGAGUUCAUUGGAGUAGAGAAGCAGUCAAACGACUCAGGGGCCUUUUCCAUUGGGCAAUACGGCUAACGGACAGCCAAUGGAAUGGAG
Molecule: messenger RNA, 1815 nt
Organism: Oncorhynchus nerka (sockeye salmon)
Lineage: Eukaryota; Metazoa; Chordata; Actinopteri; Salmoniformes; Salmonidae
Product: P2X purinoceptor 3-like
Exons: 13
Coding region: 562-1794 (410 amino acids)
Biological process (GO): response to ATP; calcium ion transmembrane transport
Cellular component (GO): plasma membrane; nuclear inner membrane
Molecular function (GO): extracellularly ATP-gated monoatomic cation channel activity; purinergic nucleotide receptor activity; ATP binding
Source: RefSeq, a predicted model, not a curated record